This is a messenger RNA of Chroicocephalus ridibundus (black-headed gull), 4064 nucleotides long. Its product is annotated as carbonic anhydrase 13-like. Lineage: Eukaryota; Metazoa; Chordata; Aves; Charadriiformes; Laridae. Gene Ontology annotation, molecular function: zinc ion binding; carbonate dehydratase activity. Bases 1155 to 1703 code for a protein of 182 amino acids. The transcript has 9 exons. The record is from RefSeq and is a predicted model, not a curated record.
CCCUGUGCUUGCCUUUCGGGGGCCGGGGGGGGUGGUAACCCCGGGAACGGACACUUAUUUCCCCGUCUCUCCUUGCCGCCCCACUGACGGCACUCGCGGCAAGGGCCUGCCCACUGGAAGGAGGUUUUUCCUGUCGCUAAUGGAGACCGUCAGUCACCCAUCGACAUCAAAACUGAGGAAACCAAGUAUGAUCCCUCUCUCCGUCCUCUAAAUCCAAAUUAUGAUCCCGCUUCUGCUAAAAUCAUCCUUAACAACGGGCAUUCCACCAGUGUUGAGUUUGAUGACACCGUCAACAAAUCAGGUUCAUUCCAACCGAAUCGCUCAAGUCUCUUAUCUUGACUUUAGCUGCAGGUUUGGUUAUAUAUUUUUUCCCUUUUUUAGAAUCCGUACCUGGACUUUUUGUGUCAGGAAAGAGCCAAUACAGAACAAAUGAAAUAUACCCCACGUGAUCCUUUUCUUCUCUAAAAAGUGUUAUUGUCCCAGUCUUUUCUAGGGGUAUGUAGCUUCCAUUUUUGCAAGCGAUAAUUCUUAUUUGGAAGUUCUCUGGUUUAGCAUAGUCUUUGUAAUGUUAGUGCCUUCAUCUUUAAUACCUUCUCUUAGAUGGUAGGCAAGCUAGCACACCUCCCCUUGGAACUGUAGGAGUUUAGAUUCUUCAAGCAAUAAAAUCCUCUUGUGGUUUCACGAGGCUUAGCUGAGGAUCCAAGCCCAUGUGAUGCUUCCACAAGGGUCAAAGCCAGAGGAGGACUGAUUUGUGAUCACCCUGUCCGUUAGUCCUGAGGACGUAUUAUCUUAUGGUGGCAACAGGGAGAGACAUAGAUGGAGACAGCAUCAUACUUUGCUUUCCUGGACUGUCUUAGUUUAAUUCUUAAAUUUCCUGUCGAUACAAGCAACAUUGGAUGUUGCCUGAAAGCCAUCAGCUGACCGCCAGUGAUCUGGUCUGACCUCACAUGUGUCAGAUGCCACGGGACUUCCCAGAAUUAAUCUCUGCCUCAAGCCUAGGAGGCGUGGGUGAACUAAAGCACAUCUCUUAGAAAAACAUAGAAUCUUGUUUUCAAAAUUUCCAGCGAUGAUGAACCUACUACAGCCUUUGGUCAUUGAUCAAAAAAUACUGAAUUUUCUAGGGCCAAAAUUUGGCCUCUGGGGCACCCAUGUGAAUGCUGACCGGGGGGCCGCUCAGCGGGACCUACAGACUGCGCCAGAUUCACUUCCAUUGGGGGUCCAACGACGAAGCCGGCUCCGAGCACGCGGUGGAUGGGAUGAAGUACGCAGCAGAGCUUCACGUGGUCCACUGGAACUCAGAAAAGUAUUCCAGUUUUGUUGAGGCAGCUCGUCAGUCAGAUGGAUUAGCAGUCAUGGCCGUAUUUCUGAAGAUUGGUGAAUGCAACCCUCAGCUGAAGAAGAUUACGGACCGCUUGGACACCAUCAGAAUCAAGGGCAAAAGAGCACUAUUCACAAACUUUGAUCCUAGCUGUCUGCUUCCCAAGUCCCUGGACUACUGGACGUACUUCGGCUCUCUCACUGUUCCACCUCUACUUGAGAGUGUCAUCUGGAUUGUUCUGAGAGAGCCCAUAAGUGUCUGUUCUGAACAGCUAGCCAAAUUCCGCAGCCUCCUGAGCACUGCUGAGGAUGAGGUCGCCUGCUGCUUGCUGAGAAACUACCGGCCUCCGCAGCCUUUAAAGGGACGAGAAGUCAGAAGGAAUUAAAGGAGUAAAGCCAGAGUAGUCUCCCUCUGAAACCAAAGGCUGAAUUAAUUUUAAUAGUUAAUGUACUUUGUGAUUUUUUUUUUAAUUUUUUUUGUGAGUUGUGAUAACAAGUGGGUGGUGUUUUAUUAUUGGUUACUAUGCAGUCGUUUCUUACAGACAAGUGUGUCCCGAGUUGUUGCAGGUUCAUUGAUGUUAACAGGUCUGACUGUGUUUGAAUGCGUUGGUUUGGGAGCGUUGAGGCGUUGGUGUUGCACGCACAGAGGGCACUGCUAAUCAUAAGGGUCAGAUGUGGUGAAGGAGUUGUCCAGAAUUUGCCACUAAAUUACUGAACAGGAUCCCCGAUAUUAAUGGCAGUAAAGGACGUUCUGGGAUUGUUCUCCUGGUCUCUAACAUAAUACUUAGCUUCUAUUACUUCACACUGUAAUUCUCAAGAAAAAAAAUAUUUUCACGGCUGAUAUAAUUUCAUUGCUACUGCUGCAAUACCAUGCUUACCUAGGACAACAGGGGAGGUUUAGAUUGGACAUUAGGAAAAAUUUCUUCACUGAAAGGGUUAUCAAACAUUGGAACAGGCUGCCCAGGGAAGUGGUGGAGUCUCCAUCCCUGGAGUCAGUUAAAAGAUGGGUAGACGUGGUGCUGAGGGACAUGGUUUAGUGGUAGUUUCUUCAGUGAUAGAAUGAUGGUGGGGCUUGAUGAUCUUACAGGUCCCUUCCAACCUAUUCUAGUCUAGCCUAGUCUAGUCUAUUCCUACCAAAAGCAAUAAAGCAGUAAUGACUAACAGCAUUAAAGUAAAACAGGUAUAUGAUCCUGUUGUUCCACCUGCUUCGUAGUAGUAAUGACAUACUGAUCGAUAUUUUUUUAAAAAGCAAAUAGUAAGGAUUUUGUAUAUUAUGGGAUCAUGUCAGGUGGAUUAGGUAUUCCUGAAUUCCACCAGGUAUACUGAUGAAACUGUCCUGAAACCUGAAACCUGACAGGUGGAAGGGCAUAGAGGGAGCUGUUCAUUCACGCCUAAACUCAGUCUGUUGCAUUUGGUGAACGAUAAGGGACUGUAGCGCUAUAUCCGUGCAGCAUCAGACUCCCACUGCUCAAAAUCAUGAGGCAGGAGUAGCAGUUGCUCCAGACUGUUUCGUACUAGAGACGUGUCAUGCUGCAGUGGGAGACACACGUUGCACACCUCACCUCUCGCAGUAGAGCACAGCACUACGCAGGUAUGUAAUGUCUCCCAGGUACUGGCUGAAGUUCCGCCGUCAUCGCUGGACUUGGGUGGUUGCACUUACAUUCCAAGACCAAAGAUAGCAUUUAUAGCUAAAGCCAAAGAAAUAAGAAUCAAGUCAAUAUCUAAUUAAAGAUCGGCCCUCAAUAGCGGUGUGUUUAAAUGUCUGUCUUUAGGAAUUGACUUGAGCCUGUGUUCCUCUCAAGAGCUUUUGUUAUCUGAAUGUAAUUGUUUGUUUUAUGCCAAAUUUAUUUUUGAUAUUUUUAAUGAACUUCCUGUAGGGUGUAGCUUAGUAUAGGAUUAGAUUUACCCUCAGACUCUGAGAACCACAAGUGAAAACCAGUGAUACCUGAAAGAGGCAGCUAGAGGUUUCCUGGGCAGUGAGUACUACCAGUCUCUGUAGUACUUCUGACCAAACUCAUCUUCCACAAUUACAAUGAAUUUGCUUUUUCAUGGGUGUUAUAGGCUGUGCUUCUUGCCUCAAUGGAUCUUUUGUUCUUAUAUGGACAAAUAUGAGGGAAAUAGCAAACAGGAUUGACUUUAUAUACCUUCUUAUAAUUGAAUAAAUUAGACAUAGAGACAUAGAUACUUUAGCUUCGUUUAAGAUAGGUGGAUUUUUUUGUUUUCUCCUCCCCAGAAUACAGCUACUAUCGCUGCAAGGCCUCUCAGUGCCUUCUGAAUGUUUUCUGAAGGAUAGAACACAAACAGACCAUGGAAGAAAUAAAAGACACUUGGCAGCGGCAGCAGGUACAAGUAUUAACCAAAGGGAAAAAACCUGCAAGCACUUUUUGUUUUCUGGCAUAGGGAGAAGAAUGCAGCUGGAAAGACCUCAGGCUGGUUCGUUCUGAAUGAGGACGCCUGGAAAGUGUGCAUGGAGAGAGUGAGAGUGUGCUGCGUGUUUUCACACCUUUUUUUAGACUUAGUGUUGGAUCUGAUAUGUUUCCCUGUCAUGGGAGUAGCUGCAGAACAUGAACAAAAUGUUUACAAAUUGCACGAAGGCUAUAAAUGUCUGUUUGCCUGAGAAGAGAAAGUAAUAAGGCUUCAUGUCAGAGACAAAAGUUUUAUGUAUUUUUUACAUACUUAAAACAGUGAAGUUGAUCAAGUGCUUUGAUAUUUAUAAGGAUUUUAUCAAAAUAAAAAAAUGGACUUUA